CUUUUCUCUCCCCUCUUUCUACGCAACAUCCUUCCAUUUCUUUCCCCACUUUCUCCAUCUUCUCCAUAUUUAACUCCCACUCUCCACUCUCUUCUUCACCACCACCACAACCGACGAGAUCACCGGCAUCAAACAUAUAUAUAUAAUAUUUUAAUUUAUUUAUCUUUUCCAUUAUUCUAAAAGAAACAGCGGCUAUGGACUCUAAUAAGCCAAAUAUUGUCAUCAGAGAAGUCUGGUCCAGUAAUUUAGAAUCCGAAUUUGAGCUCAUCAGAGAGCUUGUCGAUGACUUUCCUUUCAUUUCCAUGGAUACUGAAUUCCCAGGUCUCGUUUUCCGUCCUUCCGUUGACCCCACCAAGUCCUACUUUCGUCAACGCCGCCCGUCUGAUCACUACAAGAUUCUCAAAUCCAACGUCGACGCUUUGAAUCUGAUCCAGGUAGGCUUAACUCUCUCUGACUCUAAUGGAAAUCUACCGCAUCUUGGUACUUCAGAUCGGUUCAUCUGGGAAUUCAAUUUCCGGGAUUUUGAUGUCUCACGUGAUGCUCACGCUCCGGACUCAAUCGAGUUGCUGAGGCGUCAGGGGAUUGACUUCGAGAGAAACAGAGAAGAAGGAGUUGACUCAGUCCGAUUCGCUGAAUUGAUGAUGUCUUCGGGACUGGUGUGCAACGACUCAGUGAGUUGGGUUACGUUUCACAGCGCGUAUGAUUUCGGUUACCUGGUAAAGAUCCUCACGAGCCGCUGCUUGCCCGCUUGUUUAGAGGAUUUCUUGAGAUUGAUGAGGGUGUUUUUCGGAAGCAGAGUAUACGACAUCAAACACUUGAUGCGGUUCUGCAAUAGCUUAUACGGUGGUUUGGACCGGGUGGCCCGAACACUGGAGGUGAAUCGGGCAGUCGGUAAAUGCCACCAGGCCGGAUCAGACAGCUUGCUGACGUGGCACGCAUUUCAGAAGAUGAGGGAUGUCUAUUUUGUUAACGAUGGACCGGAGAAGCAUGCCGGAGUGCUGUACGGAUUAGAACUAGUGUUCUGAGAAUUGAAAGUAAUUGUUAAUUAAUUAAUUAAUUAAUUUGUUUAAAUUACAAUUUGUAUAUUAAUUAAAUGAUUAAGGAAAUUAUUUUGUGGUCAUAAA
Jatropha curcas is the source of this 1124-nucleotide messenger RNA. Its product is annotated as putative CCR4-associated factor 1 homolog 9. NCBI's taxonomy places the organism in Eukaryota, Viridiplantae, Streptophyta, Magnoliopsida, Malpighiales, Euphorbiaceae. The record is from RefSeq and is a predicted model, not a curated record. Gene Ontology annotation, cellular component: CCR4-NOT complex. Gene Ontology annotation, molecular function: poly(A)-specific ribonuclease activity; nucleic acid binding.